Sinocyclocheilus rhinocerous is the source of this 1638-nucleotide messenger RNA. RefSeq names its product otopetrin-1-like. The record is from RefSeq and is a predicted model, not a curated record. Gene Ontology annotation, biological process: proton transmembrane transport; inner ear morphogenesis. The coding region runs from base 576 to 1448 and encodes 290 amino acids. NCBI's taxonomy places the organism in Eukaryota, Metazoa, Chordata, Actinopteri, Cypriniformes, Cyprinidae. The transcript is spliced from 5 exons. Gene Ontology annotation, cellular component: membrane. Gene Ontology annotation, molecular function: proton channel activity.
GCUGAUGCGGGUGGUUUGUGCGCAGGUCAGAGCCGUUAUAAUAGAAGCUCUUUUGUUGGAGCUCUCUGGCCCGGAUCGGUUUCAUCUAAUUGUGGGUCUCUGUAAUCGAGCACACCGUCAAAUUCGGCUUCUUCUCGUAAACUUUUCUUCAAGCGCUUCAACAGAAGAGGCUGCGUCUGAUUUCAGCCGCGUUUCGCAAUCCGUCUUUAAUUCCGCACGCAGAUUUCACGCUGACCACAUUCUUCUGAUUGGACAUCCGUUAUACGAGUCUGCGGUCAACAAAGGGCCGUCCAUAAAGAAAGAGCCUUUGACCAGUGAAACCCGAGAGCCUGAAGCUCACUGGAGCUUCGCAUCUGACCGCGGCGUGAGGAGGAACCACUAGAAGCGUGGAGACGCGGUGAGGAGCGCGCGCCUGUUUCUCAGGAUUCUUGGCACCGUCGCUUUUCCAGGAGCUCGCAGAUGAACGAAACUCGAUCCGUGAUAAUCUGCUGCGCUUUGUAGGAGGUAUAUAGCGGCGAUGUCCGCGGCUCCCUGACGGCGUUCAUCCGGAGCCGCUGCUGCUGAUCGACGGCACCAUGGUGGAGCACAGCGGCCUGGACAUCAUGUGUCUGAACAAGUACAGCCCCGCUUCCUCCUCCUCAUCAUCCUCGAACGCGGAGAAGAAACUUUUCUCCAAGCUCAAGGUGAGUCUGACCAAGAAGUACCCGCAGAAGAACGCGGAGACGCUGAGCGCGCAGUACGGAACCAACCUGCUGCUGAUCGGUGUGUCGGUGAUGCUCGCGCUGGCGCAGCACGGUCCGGCGGUGAAGAAGGAGCACCUGCUGGCCUUCAUCACGGCGCUGAUGCUGGUGCAGCUCGUGUGGAUGCUCUGCUACAUGAUCCGGAGGGAGCGGGAGCGCAGCGCGGUGCCGGAGAGGGACGCGCACGCCGGCACCAGCUGGAUCCGAGGGGGGCUGACGAUGCUGGCGUUGCUGUCGCUCAUCAUGGACGCGUUCCGCAUCGGUUACUUCGUCGGAUAUCAUUCCUGCGUCUCCGCCGUGCUCGGAGUCUAUCCCAUCGUGCACGCGCUGCACACCAUAUCUCAGGUGCAUUUCCUCUGGUUCCACAUCAAAGAUGUCAUCAAGAAAUAUGAAACGUUUGAAAGGUUUGGAGUGAUUCACGCUGUCUUCACUAACCUGCUGCUGUGGUGUAAUGGAGUGAUGUCAGAAGCUGAACAUUUCCUCAACAACCACAGGAGACGCCUGACUGAGCUGGGAUACGCCAAUCUCUCCACAGGUCUAUGGAUUCUCCCGGCCUUUGGCUGCCGUCCGCAGUAUGACAGCGGUCUGGAGAAGGAGACCUUCGGAUACAGCGUCUGGACCACGGUGCUGAACCUGGCCAUUCCCAUGAACCUCUUCUACCGCAUGCACUCGGUGGCGUCGCUCUUCGAGGUCUUCCGGAAGGUUUGAGGACGACUGGGACUUUAUCUGGUGCUCACACACACUGACAGACACACAAACACUGGUCUGAGGAAGCUCAUGCGUUCAGAACGACUGGGAUCGGAUCCAGUUCUCAUGGACUUGAUAGGCUCUAGAAGCCUGAAGAUUCUUCACACACUCCCCAAUGUUUACACACUCACACUCACACUCACACUCACAC